Molecule: messenger RNA, 627 nt
Organism: Suncus etruscus (white-toothed pygmy shrew)
Lineage: Eukaryota; Metazoa; Chordata; Mammalia; Eulipotyphla; Soricidae
Product: ralA-binding protein 1-like
Exons: 1
Coding region: 74-391 (105 amino acids)
Biological process (GO): small GTPase-mediated signal transduction; positive regulation of GTPase activity; endocytosis
Cellular component (GO): membrane
Molecular function (GO): small GTPase binding; GTPase activator activity
Source: RefSeq, a predicted model, not a curated record
GGUGCCUCAAAUUGAUGUUCCAAAUCUCAAACCCAUUUUUGGAAUUCCUUUGGCUGAUGCAGCAGAACGAACCAUGAUGUAUGAUGGCAUUCGACUUCCUGCAGUUUUCCGUGAAUGUGUAGAUUAUGUAGAGAAGUAUGGCAUGAAGUGUGAAGGCAUCUACCGAGUUUCAGGAAUUAAAUCAAAGGUGGAUGAGCUGAAAGCAGCCUAUGACAGAGAGGAGUCUCCAAACUUGGAAGACUAUGAACCCAACACUGUAGCCAGUUUGCUGAAGCAAUAUUUUGAGACCUUCCAGAGAAUCUGCUUACCAAAGAGCUUAUCCCCUGCUUUGAAGAGGCUUGUGGGAGAAGCACAGAGAGUGAGAAAGUGCAGGAGCUACAGCGCUUACUGAAGGAACUGCCAGAAUGUAACUAUCUUCUGAUUUCCUGGCUGAUUGUGCACAUGGACCAUGUUAUUGAAAAAGAACUGGAAACAAAAAUGAAUAUACAGAACAUUUCUAUAGUGCUCAGCCCAACGGUUCAGAUUAGCAACCGGGUCCUGUAUGUGUUUUUUACUCAUGUACAAGAGCUUUUUGGAAAUGUGAUACUAAAACAAGUGACAAAACCUCUUCGAUGGUCUAACAUGGCC